GCAGCAGCAGCAAGGAUGAUGAUAGCAUUGAUAGGAGAAAGAUAGAGAGAGCGCGAGCUUAGCAGUAGACAUUUGCUUUGGAUUUGUGCGCAUCCCCUUUCUCUCUCUCUCUCUGCCCCGGCCGGAGCGCGGACUUUUCCGCUUUCUCGAGCCAUCCCAAUUCUCACGCACCAAGCUGAAAUAUAUACGCCCGUAGGAAAGAGAGAAAGAAAAGGUUCGGUUUUGAUUCGCUUUUCCUUGCGGAAGCAUAGAAAAGUUGGAGACGUUUAUGCUUGUGCUAGUAGCAGGCUAGUGGUGGCGCCGUGGUGGUGCGAGUGCGAAUCCGAGGGAAUAUAGGAAGGGGAGAGAGGACUCAGAGGAGGCAGCGAGCGCUUGAGAGAAAGAGAAAAGAGAGAGAUUUGGUUGGGAGGGUGCCGUCUCCGUCCUCCAGCCGUACGUCCACAGCGGCGACCUCUGCUGCUGCUUCUUCUUCUUCGGCGGCGGCGGCCGGCUGUCAUGAAAAGAUACAUUUGGUAGGUCACCGACGUGCAUCGACGAAGUCCAGCAUGGGUUCAGGAAAUCUGGUAAUGAAGAAGGUGGUGAAGCCCAGCUCUUUCGAUCUCGAUAUACAGCUUGAUAGCAGUUGGACGGAGGAAGUUACCUGCCCAAUCUGUCUUGAUUUCCCGCACAAUGCGGUCUUGCUGAGGUGCACGUCUUAUGAGAAGGGUUGUAGGCCGUUCGUAUGUGACACUGACCAGUCUCGUUCGAACUGCCUCGAGCGGUUCAAAAGUGCUCAUGGACAGCCGGUCAAUGUGAAAGUCUCAGCUGUUAAUAUCGCUCCUCGUGAUAGCAUCCAUAUCAUCUCAUCAAAUGCAAACAACCACCCGGCUUGCCCAUUGUGCAGAGGUGAUGUCAUUGGGUGGGUCGUUAUUGGCGAGGCCCGCCAGCAUCUUAACCAAAAGAAAAGAUGCUGUGAGGAGAAUUGCUGUUCAUAUGUUGGCAACUUCCAUGAGCUUCAGAAGCACACCCAACAAAAGCAUCCAAACUCUCGCCCUUCAGAAAUUGAUCCUGCUCGCCAAGUUGAUUGGGAGAAUUUCCAGCAAUCGUCUGACAUCAUAGAUGUCUUGAGCACAAUACAUGCGCAGGUGCCUAACGGCAUAGUUCUGGGAGAUUAUGUCAUUGAGUAUGGGGAUGAUGAAGCUGGAGAUGACUAUGAAGUUCUCCACAGGGUUAGGGGGAACUGGUGGACAUCCUGUAUUUUCUGCAAGGCAUUUGGAUCUUCAAGAGGCCGAAGACGAGCAAGAGCAAGGGAAAGAAGAGGUAGUGGAAGGAGGAGCGGCAACAGGUCUGGUCAGGAAGGCUUUACGCUCGAGGUCCCGGCCAGAUCUGUUGACAUAAGAGAAAUCAGAUUUGAUGGAAUAGAUGAUGAAUAUCUUGUUACAGGAGCUAUGCCUAGUGUUGCAGCAUCCAGGAGAAUGGCCAGUCAUUACAGGGAUCCCAGAUAUGCCCGCCGACGUCCGCACUCCUAGGAUCAAGCGGCGAAAAGGGAAGCUCAGCUGUCAGCAACACUCAGAAAUUCAGAAUUGUUUGCCUCUGCCCAUUCCAUUCUUCCCCUCCUCUCUGCUAUCCCAACCUGAAUUGAAUCCGUGUGCAUAAAAACAAGAUAGCACCACACCUCUCUGUCCCUCGUUGUUCAUCAGCAUUUUAGAUUCUGCAUGUAAAUAUUUAGCUUGUACCUUAGUUACACUGUUAUAGCAAUGUUGAUCGAGGUUUCUUGUCCAGGAGACCAUUUGUAUCUCAGAAAACACUGUCAUGAAAUCUUCCGUGCGAGAUAAUCGUUGGAAGAAGUUCUUCCGAAUGGUAUAAAGAAAAUUCAAAAGGAUUCACAUGGUGA
Brachypodium distachyon (stiff brome) is the source of this 1873-nucleotide messenger RNA. RefSeq lists its product as uncharacterized. NCBI's taxonomy places the organism in Eukaryota, Viridiplantae, Streptophyta, Magnoliopsida, Poales, Poaceae. Bases 546 to 1508 code for a protein of 320 amino acids. The transcript is spliced from 3 exons. The record is from RefSeq and is a predicted model, not a curated record.